UCGCUCGCGACGGUGCGAUCGCUCAUCGCGUCCGACGACGUCGUCGUCUUCAGCGCGACGUACUGCCCGUUCAGCGCCGCGGCGAAGGCGGCGCUGCGAGCGGAGGGCGUGCGGUUCAGCGCGUACGAGUGGAAUCAGAUCGAGGGCGGGAGCGGGUUCGCGCCCGCGCUCGCGACGCUCACGGGGCGGUCGUCGAUCCCGUCCGUCUGGAUCGCGGGGGAGUACGUGGGCGGGUGCAACGACGGGAACCCGGGGAUACGGCCGCUGAUCGCGGCGGGGUUGUUGGACGAG
Messenger RNA from Micromonas pusilla CCMP1545, 291 nucleotides. RefSeq lists its product as uncharacterized. Lineage: Eukaryota; Viridiplantae; Chlorophyta; Mamiellophyceae; Mamiellales; Mamiellaceae. Gene Ontology annotation, cellular component: cytoplasm. The transcript has a single exon. Gene Ontology annotation, molecular function: glutathione disulfide oxidoreductase activity. Gene Ontology annotation, biological process: cellular response to oxidative stress. The annotation marks the transcript as partial. The record is from RefSeq and is a predicted model, not a curated record.